AGGCGUGAUAGCAGUUUCACUUAAAACGAAAACACAACCAGAAACACAUGAACUCGCUUGGCUGAAAGCUGUGUUAGUUUAGAAUCUGAUACAGAUACACACAUAUAUAAGAGGGUGACCAUAUUUUGGUUUUCAAAAAAGAAAACUGGGGGCAAGAGGGCAGCAUGAGGCAGAUGGGGGCUCGCAGUGGGUAAGAAUUUAAAGCAGAGGGGCUUCAAAUGAAUGAGGCAGAAGAAGGACAAUAAACCAAGACAAUGGCUUCUCUUCAUCUUUGGCUUCUUUUUGGCCUGAUGCCUUUGGCGUCAUGUGUGCCACCUAUUUUCUUUCAGCCUGAGCAGGUGCACAUAUCCUAUCCAGGCCUUAAAGGAUCAAUGGUGAUCACUUGGACAACUUUGAACAAAACAGAGAGUGUUGUGGAGUACAGUCUGUUUGGUGGGAAGCUCUUCAGUCACACUGCAAAGGGAAACUCAACUCUGUUUAUUGAUGGAGGCUCAACGAAGCGGAAAAUGUACGUUCACAGAGUCUUGGUGUCAGAACUGAGGCCAGGAUCUGCAUAUGUCUAUCACUGUGGCAGUGAAGCAGGCUGGAGUGAUAUUUUCUUUUUCACCGCUCUAAACGAGAGUACAAGCUUCAGCCCCAGAUUUGCUCUGUUCGGUGACAUGGGCAACGAGAACCCUCAGUCACUGUCCAGACUGCAGAAGGAGACUCAGGCCGGGAUGUAUGAUGUCAUUCUGCACAUUGGAGACUUUGCUUAUGACAUGCAUGAGGACAAUGGCAAGAUUGGGGAUGAGUUUAUGAGACAGAUUGAAUCCAUUGCUGCCUACGUGCCUUAUAUGACCUGCCCUGGUAAUCAUGAAUGGGCUUACAACUUCUCACACUACAGGAAUCGCUUCAGUAUGCCAGGCCAGACUGAGAGCCUGUGGUACAGCUGGAACAUUGGGUCAGCGCACAUCAUCUCAUUCUCUACUGAGGUCUACUUCUAUGUCGAGUAUGGCUUAGAUCUCCUCUUUAAACAGUAUGAGUGGUUAAAGAAGGAUCUGGAGAUAGCAAAUAAACCAGAGAACAGGGCAGCAAGACCUUGGAUAAUCACCAUGGCACACAGACCCAUGUACUGCUCCAACGACGAUCACGAUGACUGCACCAAGUUUGAGAGCUAUGUACGACGAGGACGCAAUGACACAAUGCCGACAGCCCCUGGCCUGGAGGACCUGUUCUAUCAGCAUGGAGUGGAUCUGGAGCUUUGGGCACAUGAACAUACCUAUGAGAGACUUUGGCCUGUGUAUAAUUACAAGGUAUUUAAUGGGAGUGUGGAGAAGCCAUAUGUGAACCCCAAGGCACCUGUACAUAUCAUUACAGGCUCAGCUGGAUGUAGAGAAAAGCAUGACGGCUUCAUCCCCAAACCUCGAGACUGGAGUGCCUUCCGCAGUGCCGAUUACGGCUACACACGUUUGCACCUUAUCAACUCCACACACAUGUUCCUGGAACAGGUGUCUGACGACCAGUCUGGAAAAGUCAUUGACAGCUUCACACUGAUAAAGGAAGUUCAUGGGGCAGAGGCCUGGCUCUGAAGACUCAUCAGUCUCUGGAAAUUAAGGGAAACCGACCAAACUCACUUUUACUCAAGAAUUAUUUUAUUGUUUCAUACUGCUGAGCUACAUUUUAGCUGGGUGAAGAAGUGAAUGCUUUAUGAAGAUCUGGUGUGUAUUCAGGGAUCUGUUUUAAAAAGCAUAUCUUGCCAGGAUUACAUUGUUUACUUCUUAUUAGGAAAUUAAACACUGCUUAAUCACAGUCAUUUUUAAUAUUUCCAAUCAAAAAUAUUAAUCAUUUAUGCAAAUUGAAAUAUACAUAUUAUUUUAUUUUUUAUUCUUAAAUAAAAUUUGGCUUUGUAUUUCUCAUUAUAAACAUAUCCAGAUGUCAACAAAGGAAAUUGUUCUGUGUGCAAUUUAAAUCUACAUUUUGAUAAUGUUACUGGAAGCUAAAAUGUUGCAUAAUUUUACCUGCUACUGAAUCUCAAUAAAGCUGCCUUUUUAAC
Molecule: messenger RNA, 2032 nt
Organism: Trichomycterus rosablanca
Lineage: Eukaryota; Metazoa; Chordata; Actinopteri; Siluriformes; Trichomycteridae
Gene: acp7
Product: acid phosphatase 7, tartrate resistant (putative)
Exons: 15
Coding region: 255-1568 (437 amino acids)
Molecular function (GO): metal ion binding; acid phosphatase activity
Source: RefSeq, a predicted model, not a curated record